CCUAGAAGCAUUUCGCAAGAUCAGCUUCUCUCUACCUUCGCAAGGGAACAAGUAUAGCUUUGUUUUUCGUUCUGGGUUACUAGAAAAACCAAUGCGCCCAUUGUACCACCGACGGCAUCAGAAUAAAACAAGAAAAUGAAGCAGCUCUGCUAGUGGUGCUACUGCGCAGCGUUUGCAAAAUUUCCGUUCGAGCCUGGCCGUAGAAGAAACGAGCAGGAUCAUGGCUGGUAGCACCUCUAAACCCACCACCCCCUCCUCCAUCGCAGAGGCAUGGAAGAAUGGCACCCUGUCGCUCGAUAUCGUCUGCAAGUGUACAACUUACAUCGUGGUGGCACUAGAUGCGUUUCUGCGCGACAGAUGGCGGGGUUUGCUAUUUUGUUCCUGCGUGAGAAAUUGUAUAAUUUGAUUCUUAAAAAGUUUGUUAUGAUGCAAGACUGACUACGAUAUGUACACUUUUGCAUUGCAUACUCGACAUGGUCAGCAAGACCGCGGUGCUGCAGUACCUGCUUGUAAUCAACAUCCUCACGUUCUUCAUCUUAUGCAUUGCAAAAGCCGAUCGUACUAGUACAAAGUGCACCUCCAGAUGUUUUUUACAGAAAAAUGCAUCAGAUAGGAAGUUAUCUGGCCUUGUUCUGCAUGAUUGCGAGUAUCAAGACGAGUGGCAGUGCGAUCCUUUUGCAGUUGAUCCAUCUACGGGCUAGACAAGUGCUGCGCGAAGUUUUCGAAUUCCCUGUUGCCGAAAAAACUAGCCAAAUCAAUGUUCGGGAGCAUGACAACGAGACUGGCCGUAUUCCCAGUAAAACCGUCCCCACACCCCAGAGCUGUCAUGCAAAAUCGCAUGUUGGUGAUAUCUCUCAUGCGCGCAGCCAGAUGAGGAGAACUUUCUAAAUGGUUAUUUGAAACUUGUAAUGCUGUACUUACGAUAAGCUGAUCGAUUUGUGAUGCGGCUUUCACUGCCAAUCUCUACUGCACGAAGCGUCCAGAUUUGUCAUGCGGAGUUCACAAAGCUUUCUGAUUUGCGUAGCGAAAUCCCUAUCUUGACUCUGGCUGGGGUGCGGACGUUUUUGCACAGGAUAAACCGAAUCGGUGCUCUUAACCUUCACGCUGAUUGGCGGCUCACCCGCGGCCUUUUUCGCGAUGCAGAUUUUCCGCCACAAGACACUGAAAACCAGCUUUCAGUUUCAGUUUAAUCUGAUCGUUCUGGUGCACCUGGCAGGGGUCGGGUUUGUACUGUACAGUCGGGAUAUUUUCAAAACAUAACAUAACCCACUAGCCUUCAUCUUACUUUAGCGGCCGUAAUUUGCGUGCGAUAAAAAUUAUUAUUAUUAUUAUUAUUAUUCCAGGAAGUGAAAGAAUGGGCGGUGCAGCUCUUUUGGAACAAGCUUGGGGCAGCACAAAGACAAACAAAGUUAUCAUGAUUUUAU
Molecule: messenger RNA, 1424 nt
Organism: Amoebophrya sp. A120
Lineage: Eukaryota; Dinophyceae; Syndiniales; Amoebophryaceae
Source: the annotation of a GenBank genome assembly